This is a messenger RNA of Linepithema humile (Argentine ant), 1618 nucleotides long. The record is from RefSeq and is a predicted model, not a curated record. NCBI's taxonomy places the organism in Eukaryota, Metazoa, Arthropoda, Insecta, Hymenoptera, Formicidae.
UCUUAUCGAUCAUGACAAUAUAUUAAGAUUGCACUCUUCCCCUUAAUAUCGAUAACAGGAGACGAUCUAUUUACUUGUAAAUGUUAAAUCACCCGCACUCUCAUAACGGAACGUUAUAGUUUGUAAAGUGAAUUAGCGCGAUUUUGUCAAGCGUUAUUCCUUCUCGUUAGCACAGUUGCACUGGAUAUAUUUUGUCUGCGAACGUGUCGAAGUCGUCGCGAAAUAGCACUUUUAAUGCCCCAUUCAUCUUCAACUAUCAGCGAGUAUGUUACGUAUUUUAACUUUGGUUCUCUUUCUACGCCUAUUUUCCGCUACAGUGUCGUCGGAAACAAUGUCAUACGCAAGAGUAUCGAAAAACGGACAGCAAGUGGAAAACUCUUACAAUUCUUACGCGUGGAUCAACAGGUUAUCAGGGAGAAAUAAUAUGAGUGUGGAGAAUGAAAAUAGAAGUAUAAAUGACAUUGUUAUCACGGUAUCACCAGUGUAUGUCUCACCCAAAACUCCCAGACUGAAGAAAGGCGAAUCGGUCGAUCAUUCAAUGCCGAUUAUCGUCCCGAAAUAUUCAACGCUGGAUCACGAAAUGAUUACCAAACUGGACACUGCAAGCAAAAAACAAAUUCAACAACGAUUUCAUCCACCCGCAAUUUUCGAGCACAGCGUUGCGCACGAAAGGCCGCAAAAAGGAGCGAGUGUAUUAAAUAUGGAAAAUUCCCCGAGCAUGAAUUCAUCCACUUAUCCCGGUCCAAUAUUCUCCGGCAUGUAUGAAUACAAUCCGUCAGACUUUAUCGAUGACGAGCCACCGGCCAGUGUAAUUACCAAAUAUUCACCUAUGCCUACGGAUACACGCGAUAAGAUUCCGGAUACCUAUAAACCAUCACCGAACAAGUACCACGAUAGCGAUGAACACGAAGCGAACUAUCCCAAUUUUGAUUUCGCUUCUUCGUACGGGAAUGACGGACGUGAACCGAAACCCAUCAGAUACUCUAAUCAUGAUCAUUCGCCGCCAUCCGAAGAGAUUCCAUACGAUCAUCACGAUCUGCAUCACGAUAUAGUCUACGAUCACAUACCCGAAUAUUAUGUGCAUCAUCCGAAAACCACGACGGAGGAGCCGGAAAUGAACGACCAACGACUCGACAAGAGGCCCUACUCGUAUUAUUUCAUAGGAAAGAAGCUGUGGUACAUACCGCUGUAUUUCAGUAUCUACUUCGUCAUAUACAUAGCAGCGCUUGUGUUGAAAAGUAUCGCCAGGCACAAGAUCAACUUUCCGGCUCAUCUAGCGGAAGCUGCGGCUCAACAAAAAAGAAGCGAGCCGAGCGAAGGAUGGCGGAACUUUGCCGGGAGAAUACUCGAAGGAGCGGAACGAUUUUCCAAAAUAUACAAUAAAGGAUCUCCAAUAAACAUUCGAUAAACUGAUGCUGAAAAAAUUCAAAGGAAACAUGUAAAUAACUAUCCUCCUGUCCUCAAAUUCAAACAUUGGAGUAUUUUUAAGUAGAAAAAUAGAACCAAUUAAAUACAAAAAUUAAUUAAGGCGUGAAACAUUGUUAAGGCAAUGUUUUUUAUUGCAAUGUUUAUUAUUUUUAUGAUAUAAAUGUGUAACGUAUAACUAAUCAAAAUAUCA